GGGGUCUGUCAGUACUGAAGUCUGCUUUAAAGAGCAUCGAUGUUCCCAUUUUCUGUUCGUCUUGUGCAUCAUAUUUCACUGAUUAAAUUACCUACCUUUCUUAAGAAUCACAUUUUUCAGACGUACUUCAAACCUCAUCCCAUCAUUUCAAUUUAGCAUCUAGCAACUCUUAUAAAGUAUGAGCAGAUACGACGGCGGAUACGAGACCGGAUACGAGAGUGACACUAGUCGCCUCCACCGUGGAAGGGAAAGGAGAAGUGAGAAGACAAGAGGGCCUCCACCCUCUGCUAGGGGAUUUGAACAAGUUAAUCGGCGUAAGUUGGUGCACGUGCUAGAAAAGAAAUCCUUUGUGUGUUGCUAAGAAGAAAACUAGUCGUUGCAGAAAGCUCAAGAAAAAGCAGCGACAGCGCCAGCAGAGCUGGGACUGACAGGAGUGAUCGUUCGGGUGGCACGGAUAGAACUGCUCGCCGUGCGUUUCCCUCUGAAAUACAAAAUUAUUGAGAUGUCAGUGCUAAUAACUCAAACAGCUAGGGAACGUGCACGUAUGUUGCAUACUCAAGUACACUGGUAGAAAACUGUAGACUGACGUUAAACAUAGCUUCGGAAGGUGGUCCAUCUGGGCCUCGUGCUGGUAGCGUUUCGCGUACACACGGCAGAGGAUCACUAUUCGACGAAGAUAGACAAAGAAGAAAGCUCGAGGCAGAGAGGAACAAGAAUAUCGUUGUGAGGGUGCCUCGAGAUCGAGUCUCUGGUGCGCCCAGUAAUUAUGGAGGGGAGAGUGCGUUUAGCCGUAUGAGUGACACGAAAUCUCACCAUUCAAAUAACACAAUUAUGUCCAGUAGUCGUGGUAGGGAGAGUAGUGGAUACGGCAAUAUGGAUGAUGAGAGAUCUCAUCACUCAAGCAAUACAAUCACGCCCAGUAGGUAUGGUGGGGAGAGUAGGCAUGGCGGGGAGGGUAGGCAUGGCGGUAUGGAUGAUACGAGAUCUCGUCAUUCAAACGGCACAAUCACACCUUCAACACAUAGGAGAACACCCUCAGUUGCAGCGGCUUCGAGGGUGUCUUCACAAAGACCUAGACGCGACGAUGUUGAAAUGCUAUCAGACCGAGCAAGAAAUAUGCAGCUCAAUGAACCUGAAGAUCCUACCGAUGAAGAAGCUCGAAGACGCAGAAUAAGAGGUAUCGAAAAGUGGAAAGAGCAACAAGAACUCGACCUAAAUGGUAUUGAAAAACCCGUGAAACCUGGGGCAUCAUCAGUGAUUAGUGGUGCAAGCUCAUUAGUACGCCCUGGGGAGAGUGUGGAUGGGAGGGAUGCAAGAAUGGAGAGGCUCUCGGCAGCAAGUCGUAACCGUUCGGUCUAUUCUGGCGCUGAACCCUCCAAUUACAGUCGCGAAUCUCGCGAUAGACGUUUGGCGGUACCCUCAUACCCCGGAUCUUCAUCUUCGAGUCGUCGCUCUGCACGCCGUCACGGUUAUGAUGACUAUGAAGGCUAUGACGAUAUGGGAUAUGCACCUCCUGAGUCGCCGGGUAAUAUUGUGAUUGUUAAUAACACCACUAUGACCAACCAAAAUAGCAGUAGUAGUUAUCGACGCUAGAGAAAAAAAGGAAAAGCUGAGGAGGGUAGCUUUAAUACUUGUGAUUAUUAGAAGGUAGUGGUGGGAUGGUAGAUGGGUAGGUGUUGGUAGAGUGGUGGCGUGGGAGUUUGAAAACAAAAAUUUGAGAUCGAGGGAGAAAAAAAUUGGGGAAUCAAGGACUUAGGGGAAAGCCUAUACCUAAAAGGAAACUUUGUGGGAUUAUUCUUUAGACCGAUUCAUUUCUAGCCUGGAGUUAUUUGAUUAUUUGUUCCUGGAUAGCUGGCGUUUCGGUUUGGCG
Sclerotinia trifoliorum is the source of this 1870-nucleotide messenger RNA. The record is from the annotation of a GenBank genome assembly. NCBI's taxonomy places the organism in Eukaryota, Fungi, Ascomycota, Leotiomycetes, Helotiales, Sclerotiniaceae.